Trichoderma virens Gv29-8 is the source of this 786-nucleotide messenger RNA. RefSeq lists its product as uncharacterized. The transcript has a single exon. The record is from RefSeq and is a predicted model, not a curated record. The annotation marks the transcript as partial. Lineage: Eukaryota; Fungi; Ascomycota; Sordariomycetes; Hypocreales; Hypocreaceae.
ACCACUAUUAUUGUCUUUCUGUCUUUAGCCUUCUAUAACGUUCUUGUGCUUUUCUGUAUUAUAUUUGGUACAUUUAGGCGCUAUUCUGGGCUUUAUUUCUGGGCUUUUGUGACGUCGACCACUGGCAUUGCCCUGUCUUGCUCUGGCUUCAUGAUUAAGUUCUUCAGCCCAAAGUCGCUUGGCUACUUAUCGUGUACGCUUAGUUUGGCGGGGUGGGUGUGCAUGGUUACCGGCCAGUCGCUGGUGCUUUGGUCACGGCUACAUCUGGUGAUGCGGAAUCCAGGGCUCCUUAGGAUCAUACUGUGGAUCAUCAUUGUCGACGCUAUUGUCUGUCAUGGCACCGUUAUCCCGAUGGUGUAUGGUUCGUUUUCCAACAACCCCGAAAUAUUUGCAAAGCCGUACUCCAUCGCCGAAAAAAUGGAAGUCAUCAUCUUCUUUCUACAAGAAGUUAUGAUAUCCACCUUUUACAUUAUUGAGACAGUCGGCAUUAUGAGAAUUGAAAACUUUCUUGGAAACCAUCGAUCAAGUCGAAGAUUGAUGCAGCAUCUUGUUAUUGUUAACAUUCUCGUCAUACUUCUUGAUAGCACUAUCAUAAUACUCGAGUUCGCAAACCUAUACGACUACCAAAUAUCAUACAAGCCAUUCGCCUACAGUGUGAAACUACAACUUGAGUUCACUGUACUGAAUCGCUUAGUGGAUAUAGCAACUCGCAGAAAAGAACCAGAUAGCAGUCAACGAAGUCGAGAUCUUUACAUUUCGAAGAAGAAUACUACUGGUCCAGUGUUG